UUCCAAGAUCUUCUAUUCAUACUACGAUGUGAAGGUCCUGGAACCAAGACUAGGGGGAGGGUUGCCCCCACCCUUGAAAAAAGGUAUCUCCCCCUCCACUUUCUGCUAUGCCAUUGGAGGUACGAAUUAAAUUGGCCCAUCAACCCCCCCCCCCCCCAAAAAAAUGAUUGGGCCAUAAGAUCUCCCCCUCUCAAAGCCUUUCUGCCUCCGCUGGGUAGGAGAUGAGGAAGGUUUGUUGGGCUGCCAGGCUAUUUCUAGAGAUGGUGAACACUUUGAUGCAAUUGCGUGUACUGAGUACAGGUUUAUACGCAUUAGCUAGUAGACCCUCUGUACUUCCAUUGCCAUGGACUUUUUAAUAUACGUGCACAAAUAAUCCAUGUAGUUGAAAUGAGUAACAUAAGUUGUUACUAUGUGGGAAGUGAACCAUUAGCAAAGUCAUUUCGUUGACCCCAAGGUCAGCUUCUUUGUGCCACCGAGUACCAUAAGGGCUGUACCUCACCUGCCUAUCGACGGGAAUGCAAACUUAAUCUUUUUUUUUCUGUGUGCUGUUUGCAAUAUGUAUUAUGCAAGGUAUUGUUUGUCCUGGGAUCUAAAGCCCGCAGUAGACUCGCAGUCUGUUCAUCAAAUAUUUUUAAGCACGCACAUUUCAAAGGUUAUGGGUAUUGCUUCAUACUGCCUGCGUGUGGAUAUUGGAAGGGGUGUUGUCUGCACGACGCAGGUUUAGGCUGCUUUCGCACUGGUUUAACCGGAAGAGAAAACUACAGGAAAAUGCAGGUGGUAAUAGAAUUUGUUUUGUGCGCUGUAUUCCUUAUACGGAUGUCCAGUGGCGAGGACCCUCCUGUAGUCACGACAAGCCAGGGUCGCAUUGUUGGCACGAAGCUUCAGUUCGCCCCCGAGGACCCUGCGCUUCGCAGGAGCGUGGACGCCUACCUCGGCGUACCGUACGCUGAGGCUCCCGUCGGUCCGCUGCGCUUCAAACCUCCCGUCGCUAAGUCAUGGAGCGGAGACCUGCAAGCCACCAAGCUGGGCAACCGAUGCCCACAGCCAGUAAUGCCAAUCGGCAAUAUCACAAUGACGGGGCCCUUUAAUGAGGAUUGCCUUGUCCUUGAUAUCUUCGUUCCUAAGCCCGUUCCACCAAAGGCCGCAGUGCUUCUGUUCAUCCAUGGUGGUGGUUACACCAUUGGGGCCGGCACCAUGCUGGAGAUAUACUCUACUCCGAUUGCCGCGCUCGGGGACGUCAUCGUCGUGGCCCCUAAUUACCGACUUGGGGUCCUGGGGUUCCUGUCCACAGGUGACGAAGUCGUUCCCGGAAACAUGGGGCUGUUGGAUCAACGUCUUGCAAUGGAGUGGGUCCGGGAUAACAUUGCAGCUUUUGGUGGUGACCCCCAGCGAGUGGCCAUCUUCGGUGAGAGUGCAGGGUCCAGCAGCGUCAGCUUGCAUAUGGUGUCACCGGGUAGUGCUGGGCUCUUCCGCGGUGCCAUCAUGCAGAGUGGUGACGCCACAUCACCUUGGGCUUUUUUACCGUCUGGCAAGGGACGAAGUCGUGCGUUCGCUCUGGGCAAGCUCGUGGGCUGUGAGGAACAAACAUCGGCGGAGUUACUGGAAUGCCUGCAGAAAGUGGAAGACCUAGACGUGUUUGUUCAAACCCAGUACGAAAAGAUGAUGGAGACUGUUGACAUCGAUGAAAUGAUGACCUUUCAGCCGAUUGCAGACGGAGACGUCAUCCCUUUUACCCCAGCCGAGCUCUAUGCAGAGGGCGCCAUCAACGAUGCUGUUUCGAUCAUCGGGUCCCUAGCAGAUGAGGGUAUGAUGAUGCUUUUGGGCGUUUUCCCGAACAUCACCGACGAGGCACCCAAUGUCGAUAGCGGCACAUUUGAGCUCAUGGUCCAAAGCCAAUUGGCCUGGCUGCUUACCCGUGAGCCUAUCGUGGCCGAGGCGGUCACGAUGUUUUACCGUGACACCUCUUGUAGGGAAGCCCCCAACUGCGACCAACUAGACAGCCUCUCGCAGGUCGUCGGUGAUGCCUCGUUCAUCUGUCCUGGGGAAAGAGCAGCGAAGGCCUUCGUCAAGGCCGGGCGUAAGGUGUACCGCUACCACAUGACCCAUGAACCUUCUUACAGCUUGAUUGGCAAAAAGUGGACAAAGGCGACCCAUGGUGAUGACUUGCCAUUUGUCUUUGGUCUCCCCUUUGUGCCUUCAGCGAACUGGUCGUUCACUGAGGACGAGGCCCGCAUGUCGAAGCAGAUUAUCAACUACUGGGCAAAUCUGGCAAAGACUGGUAAUCCAAACUUGUCCUCUUUGGAUGGUGAGCAGAGGGAGGAGGAGAAGCUGCCAGAAUGGCCGCUGUUUACCGUCGAGGAACUCGCGUACAAAGACCUGUCACCUUCCAUGGAGAAUGGGCGUGGCAUCAAGGCAAAGGAGUGCAUCAUGUGGAACGAGUUCCUCCCUCAACUCCUCAAAACCGCCGAAGAAGCAAAGAAGUGUGAAGAGGCUCCGACCGAAUCCUCAAGCAAAGACAGUGCAGACAAAGAGGUUGAACAGGGUACAUGCACGAAAGAGAACUGCCCAGAGGAUUAGGCAUAUCUACCUUCACACAACGGGGGCCAAAAUUACUCUCAUAAUGUCACAGAAUUGGGCAACUAGGUAUUUUUAUUGCCAAGAGCAUAGUGUAGGUAUUUUUAGGUUGUUUUUGAACCGUUGUUCCGCUCUUACCACUGCGCUAUUAUUUUUUUGGGGGGGACUGAGGGGGACGGGUGUUAAAGAUGUAAUGUUGAAUAGACUUACAAUAAUGUCAAGGCUUGUUUAGAUGUGUGGUUUGCUAUGACAGCGAGGUGGGAAUGGGACACGAUCCAUACUAAACCCCGUAGCGCACGUUAAAAUGUAGCGUCUUUAUGCCAUUGAUGUAAAUUUGUAUAGAGAGCAUUGGUCCUUCAUCCAAUUAACAACAGAUAAAAAAAACGAGUCGUGUGAUUAUUGCAAAAUGUUUAUGCCUGAUUUCUUAGGCCUGUUCUUUUUAGUUAAUUUUGAAUCACCACAAUUGAUUGAAGAAUGAUAUCCAACUAACCCGCUUUUUCAAACUCUCUUCAAGACAAAUUCAAUGACGGUCGACUUGGGGUAGUUUAGCAAUUACUGUUGUGUAUCAUUCCACGAACUUGAGAAAAACGUUCAUUUUUAACCCUGCGAGGGCAGCACGUGUAAUUUGCCUCGAAAAAAAAAUGGGCCACAGGACGUUUUUGAGUGCCUGUACAAUGCACUGGCGAGGUCAAUCUGCAGACCAAUUAUGACCUUAACAAUGCAUUUUAUCAUGGCUUCGUGUAAUACUAGUGGUCGGCAAAUUUACCUUCAAGUUUGUGUUUCCUCUUCAACAAUAAACGUUUCAUGUACAUAUAUGUAACGUUAGUUGGCCCUCAUGAGGGACCACUGGAUACAUGGCAUGCAGAUGUUAGGCCUACGGAAUUACUAUAACAGGCUACAAUGUAAUUUGUGUUUGGCUAUUUAAUUUGUCUUUAGUGUUAGCUCGAAUGGAGUCUUUUUACAGACAUUCUCCUCAGGUAACGGCACACGUGCACGCAUCUACGCGUAUCUUGUGCAGGACAUGAUCAGACAUGUCUUUCGUCUCUUUGAAGGACAGUUCACGCCUGACGAACAUCAGUCAUUUAAAAACACUCACCAAGUUCCACAGCUUCUGCAAAGUCGCCCUUGAACUUCCUGCGAUUUCUCAAACUCCUGCAAUGGCUAUCUUAACACACAGUUUCGUCACAUAUUUGUCAGACUGUAAGGUUGAAUAAUGAUCAAGGCAAGGUAUCAAGCUCAGAGGCACGUAACGGUCAAGCCAGCAUCGGGUAUCCCAUAACUUUAUAUCGACCAAUCAGAAGGCUGUAAGACAAGUUUAAACACCAAUGUCAAGUAACACCGGUUUUCUUUUCAAUUUCAAUGCCUUAGGAAUUAUUUAUCCCCAACACCAAAAAAGAUAGGCGCUAAAAUUUAACACCACAGUUUCCGCAGUGAACAGAACAAAUAUAAGAAUACACUUCCAUAACUAAUACAAACAAUAUUUAAGUACAGCGCGUCCACUGGUGUGGCACAGCGCAGUGAAGGUUGUGCAUGUCUGUAGACACGCGUAUGUACUGUACAUGCCUUCUCAAAACAUUUUUAAGAAAAGUAUUGAUGCUCACUGAUUGUUAUGCAAAUAAACAACAAUGAAUGAGCAAAUACGAGAAAAUGUAGACCAGCAAAGUACAAAAAAUGCAGGUGACUUUGUGACUUACAAACCAAUGUAACAUUGAGGCAUUCUUUCUUGGAUGACAUCAUGCUUUUGCUUAUGAAUAUGGAAAUAUCAUUAGCAUAAAAACCAACCAGGCAGUACAUUUACCUUUGAGAUAGUGGGAAAAACUUGAAAAUGAGGUUAACUGAGACACAAGGUUAAGGUUAACUGAGCCCUUUAGAGUCUACAUGUUACGACCAAUCGCGGAUGACCAUGGGGCAGUGUUCUGGGCAUCAUUAUCUUGGUAGGUAGGUCCGCAAAACUGUUCGUUAUUAAGUUAUGGAUGUCGAGGCCAGACUCGGACAGUUCAAUAAACAUCGAGGCAGAAGCAAAAAGUACCAUGUCACAACAUUAAGAGGAAAUAUUUUUAUAAAUGGUCUGCCUUAGAAAUGGAAUGGACAAGAUCCGUAAAUUUGUAGCAGAGAUGACAAUCAGUUCUCUUUUUUUCUCAAGUAGGUUUACAUUAAAAUGAUAUGAAAAGUGAUUCACAAUAAUACAUAAUACAAGAUGUAAAGUCUUAUUGGGCGGAAUACAGUAUGUUACAAAAGAAUGGAAUUCCACAUACAUGCAUUCCACAUCAAAAAUUCCACAUAACAGAUUACAUCGUAGAAUAAUUGUACAAUUAUGUUUGAUUCUCCAAGUCUUCAUUCAAUCACAUAUUUCAAUUUAAUUCCUAAGUUCCUCAAUUUCCUAAAUUUCUUAAUUCCCCGGAGCGUCAAGCUGGGGGAUGCAAGGUAAUACAACAAUGUCAAACAAUAACUGAAAGCAAUAAUUGAGGGGAAAAAAUAAUUCCUGUAGAUAAUGUAUAUCUUUAUCAUUACUAGAUUUCGUAUGAUUUUAUCAUUUAUUCGCUCAACAAUGAACACUUAACUUUGUCUGAAAGGUGCUGUUAGCGUCAAGGAUUUCCUUUCUACGCUGUGGCCUACGACGGUAUGUGAAAAUGACCCCAAUGACUUGUGCAAAAUAGCAGGAGUUUUGCUUGUUUUGCAACGAUGGUGGGAGGCGAAAUUGAAUAAUAUUUUGAUGAACCUUCUAAAACGUGCUUAACGGUAGGCCUACCGGUAGUUGGUUGACGGGUUUUUUUAUCGAAUCCUCGUUGCAUUUGUAUUUCCUGCCAUUGUGCACAGAAGAGGACCUUCUUCCUCGAGAUGAAUUUUAUCAAACACAAUAUACGAUUAAAUAUGCUUGGCAGUCGUUUCAAA
Molecule: messenger RNA, 5466 nt
Organism: Acanthaster planci (crown-of-thorns starfish)
Lineage: Eukaryota; Metazoa; Echinodermata; Asteroidea; Valvatida; Acanthasteridae
Product: acetylcholinesterase-like
Biological process (GO): acetylcholine catabolic process; choline metabolic process
Cellular component (GO): plasma membrane
Molecular function (GO): acetylcholinesterase activity
Source: RefSeq, a predicted model, not a curated record